This is a messenger RNA of Nyctereutes procyonoides (raccoon dog), 597 nucleotides long. RefSeq names its product thioredoxin (gene TXN). The record is from RefSeq and is a predicted model, not a curated record. Gene Ontology annotation, molecular function: protein-disulfide reductase activity. The transcript has 5 exons. NCBI's taxonomy places the organism in Eukaryota, Metazoa, Chordata, Mammalia, Carnivora, Canidae. The coding region runs from base 128 to 445 and encodes 105 amino acids.
CGCCCGCCCCGCCCCCAGUCGCUAUAAAGGGAAGGCGGGCUGCGUCCCCGGCAGGCCCCGGCCGGCGCUCGGCACCCGCUCGCUCCGUCUCGCGCCGCUCGUCAGCCGCCAGCCGCCAGCCGCCAAAAUGGUGAAGCAGAUCGAGAGCAAGUAUGCUUUUCAGGAAGCCUUGAACAGUGCUGGGGAUAAACUUGUAGUAGUUGACUUCUCAGCCACGUGGUGUGGACCUUGCAAAAUGAUCAAGCCUUUCUUUCAUUCCCUCUCUGAGAAGUAUUCUAACGUGGUGUUCCUUGAAGUAGACGUGGAUGACUGUCAGGAUGUUGCUUCAGAGUGUGAAGUCAAAUGCAUGCCGACCUUCCAGUUUUUUAAGAAGGGACAAAAGGUGGGUGAAUUUUCCGGAGCUAAUAAGGAAAAACUUGAAGCCACCAUAAAUGAAUUAAUCUAAUUACAUUUUCUGAAAACAUAACCAGCCCAUGGCUGUUGAAAACUUGUAAUUUUUUUUAUUUACAAAAAGGAAAGAUCAAGUAUGAAGACUAUAUACCCAACUACCAUCUGAUUAUAAGUGACAAUAAAAUAUUAAUUCUACCCUUUUUAAAA